AUGAGCAAACAGCUUGAGCUGGCGCUGCUCUCGCUGAUGCCGGCACACGGCUCAGAGCUCCCCCCGUCGCUCGUCGAGCUCGCCGGGUCUCUGCUCGCGCAAUCCCGCAACAGAGCCAGCACCCUCAAAGCCGAAGAAGAGGUGGCUCGGCACUAUGCCUGCGCCAACAUUGCCUGCGACAGGCUGAAAAUUACCCUGGACCUCCCUCCGAUCGAGCCCCGGCCGCCCAUCCCGCCGCGCAUCUACAAGCGGCUCUACACGCACCUAGACAACAUCUUGCCCAACACUUCCAUCACGCCGCGGUCGACGCGCACACGCACUCCCAGCUCAAAGAAGCGCGACUUGGGCGCCUCGCCCGCAUCCAACUCCCGCCAGCUGCCGUCAAGAGGCACGCCCAGCAAGGAGUCCAGCUUGGCGCAGUUUCGGCCGUCACAAGCCGGCCAGGAAACAACACCCUCCAAGUCGACUGCCUAUAAAGACGCCCUCGCCUCCAACGAGGGUCUGCACCCAUGGAUCCGCCAUACUAUUCGCUACCUGUGUAACGAGAUGGGAAACCGAAGACUGGCCCCGACUGUAUUGGCGGGCGUCGAGUCCAUCGUCGCGCCUGCUGGACGGAGAACAGACGAUGCGUGGGUGAGCAAGCACGUCGCGGACUUGGUCGCCACGAUUUACUUCUUCGUCAUUAUGCGUGUUCGAGCCGUGACUUCUGGGGAGGCCAUUGACCGCGAGGGCUACGUCCCUCUACGGAAAGAGAUUCUUGCUCUUCUAGGUCAGGCACGAACCGACGUCGCGAUCAAGGACAUCAACGAGAGCGAGGCAUGGGGCGGCUGGAAAGCCAUCAAGUCGAGAGAAUUUGACGCAGCGGUGGCGCACAUCAACGAGACGGAUUGGCUCGCCGGCGACUGGUACAAGGGCAUCACGGACGUGGUCAAUACGACACGAGAGGCCGACGACGGCAUGGAAGACGAGGGUGGUGACGACGAUUCUGGGGCUCCGCUGCCUGCUCGGCGCGCGGACACGAUGCUGCAAGAAAAAUACGACUUCUUGAGCGACGCACGGAUGUCUGACUACGCCGCGUGGAAGGAUCAGAUGCUGGCGAGGAUUGGACAAGCCAUGGCAGCCGGCGGCGCCAUGGAGGUGGAUUCCUGA
This is a messenger RNA of Purpureocillium lilacinum, 1149 nucleotides long. RefSeq lists its product as uncharacterized. Lineage: Eukaryota; Fungi; Ascomycota; Sordariomycetes; Hypocreales; Ophiocordycipitaceae. Gene Ontology annotation, cellular component: nuclear origin of replication recognition complex. Gene Ontology annotation, biological process: DNA replication. Gene Ontology annotation, molecular function: DNA binding. The record is from RefSeq and is a predicted model, not a curated record.